Eupeodes corollae is the source of this 2240-nucleotide messenger RNA. It is a transcript of the gene eIF4H1, whose product is annotated as eukaryotic translation initiation factor 4H. The transcript is spliced from 5 exons. NCBI's taxonomy places the organism in Eukaryota, Metazoa, Arthropoda, Insecta, Diptera, Syrphidae. Bases 98 to 1012 code for a protein of 304 amino acids. The record is from RefSeq and is a predicted model, not a curated record. Gene Ontology annotation, molecular function: RNA binding.
ACUCCUACACGAAAGAGACAGCAUCCAAUGCAGUCAAGCACUUCGCCCAACUUCAUGCUAUGUGCGAACAUUUUAUACCAUUUUGAAAAAAUAAAACAUGGCUGGAAGAGGUGGUUAUGAUCACGCUAGAGGAUAUGGAGGCGACCGCCCACAAAAACAACUACCAACGGAACCCCCAUUCAUUGCUUAUGUUGGCAAUUUACCCCAGGGCCUGGUGCAGGGUGAUGUCAUGAAGAUAUUUCAAGACUUCGUUGUGAAGAAUGUCCGUUUGGUAAAGGAUCGCGAAACCGAUCAAUUCAAGGGAUUCUGCUAUGUAGAGUUUGAGACUCUUCAAGAUCUGGAGAAGGCACUUGAGCUCGAUGAGAGAAUUCAAUUGGAUGAUAAUUCAGCCCCGCUUAGAAUUGAUAUUGCCGAAAAAAGGAAGAAUGAUCGCGGAGGCGGUUUCCAGAAACGAGGACCACCUAGACAGGGUGGCUCCAACCAGCAAUUCAAUCGCGGCGGUGGCGGAGGUAUGAAUCGCAACGAUAACCGCAAUGAUAAUAGAGGUGCGUACAAUGAUAAUUACGGGCAAAAUGAUAGGAAUCGUGUUGGCGGUGGUGGUAUGAAUAGAGGAUAUAAUGAUCGUCCUACAAACCGCGGUCGAUAUGGUAAUUUUGGAGAUGAUCGUAAUUUUGAUCGCAAUAUGGAUCGUAACAAUAGAGAAGGCAGUUACGGUGGCAGCAGUCGGGAUGGCGGUGAUCGUUAUAACAACUAUAAUCGACAACGCGGUGGUGGUGGUGACCGUGAUCGCCAGUAUAAUAACUCAAACGAUAGGCCUCCAUCGUCUGUGGGAUCUUUAGAUGACAGCGAGAGACCCCGACUUAAUUUACAUCCCCGAUCUAUACAAGCACCCAUUAACGCUUUGGCGGUGACAAAACAAGCCGCUUCUAUUUUUGGCAACGCCAAACCAAGAGAAGAAAAGCUAAAAGAGCUAGGAAAAGAAGUUGCCGAAGAAGAAUAUGCAAGUUCUUAAACAAAAAAUAUAUAUUUAAAACAAAGCAGAAAAAAAGUUAAUUAAUGCAAAUUAUAAAGAAAAAGAAAAUAGAAAGUAAUAAUUAUUUCACAGCCAAGAGCUGAUAAAGUGAGUUGAUUGUAUGGAAAAUAUAAGAUUUGAAAAACAGAAAAAAGAAAUCAAUGCGCGAAUAUUCAAAAAAAACGAGAAAAUUAAAACAAGGAAACCAAAAUCUAUCUAUGAAAAAAAAAAAUAAAUAAAAACAAGCGAAAGAGGAUAAAGAGAAAUAAUUAGCAAGCAAAGUAAGGAUUUCAUAAUAAAAUUUAUUAAAGCUAGUUUCUUCUUUUUUAACUAUAAUUAAAACAAACAACAACAAAAAAAAACAAUUAAAAUAAAGAUAUUUGUAUUUAAAUUUAAAUAUUAAGUAAAUAUUGAAUACCAAUAUUAAACAAAAUAAUUACUUACAAUAUAUAAAUAAAUAUAUAUGCGUAUAUUACUUUGUAAAAAAAAUAAAAAAAAAAUAAAAUCAACUUUUUAAAAUAUUAAUUACAUACACUUACACUUUGAUAUAUUUUAUAUUCAAAUAUAUCUAGAAAUAAUAAUAUUUGUAAAGAAGAACAAAAAAUAAUAAAUAAAUACAUAAAUUUAAACUACCUAAGCUGACGAUCGAAUUAAGUAAAAAAAAAGUGGAAAUCCCACACAGAAAUACACACUUAACACACACACACAAGUAUAAGCAAAUAAGUUUUUCUUUGAUUUUGCUAAGUUUUCGUUUGUUGCUUGUCAUCAUCGUUUAUAAUUUACAAUAAUAUAAUAAUUAUUGUUCUUUUUUUUUAAUCACAUAACCAACUAGUUGAACAUUUCUAAUAAUUUGAAUUUAUUAUCUAACGCUCGCAUAGAGGCAUAUUUAUAUUAAACAUAAACUUUAUCCCAAACCUUUUUUUAACGAAUUUGAAAGUCUAGUCUUUUCAAAUUUGAGCUUGGUCUUUGAAAUGAGGAAAAAUAGUAAACAAAAACAAAAGUCUUAAAUUAAUUCUGUACAGCAACAAGCGUAUAUCAGGAGUUGUAUUGUGUUACUAAAAAAAAACUGGUCUUAGCAUCUAUUCUAUUAUAUAACUAAUUAAAUAUUUUUCUUAUUAUUUUUUUUUUAAUUUUACACUUGUAAAUGAUUGUUUUUCAUAGAAAAAUACCAAUAAAUAAAACUAAUAAAAACAUAAAUAAAAAACACAAAAAAAAAUUUAAAACAGAA